This is a messenger RNA of Brassica napus (rape), 2960 nucleotides long. RefSeq names its product trihelix transcription factor PTL. The coding region runs from base 1100 to 2821 and encodes 573 amino acids. NCBI's taxonomy places the organism in Eukaryota, Viridiplantae, Streptophyta, Magnoliopsida, Brassicales, Brassicaceae. The transcript has 2 exons. The record is from RefSeq and is a predicted model, not a curated record.
UAUAGGUAGAUAUUUUAGGACUAUUUUUUUUUAAUAGUAUCGAUGGUUAGGGAUAAGACAGGUUGAAAUGUUGGUGAGCAAUGAAAAGCCAAUAAUUUGAUUAUUUUUAGAGGACCCCCUCUUAUUGCGGCUAGAUAAUUUAAUUUUCUUGUAAUUUUUUUUUUUGAGAAAAAAUAAUUUCAAUUCACACACGUCUCUAGAAAACUUUCUUUAGUUUUUAAUGCAGACUAAACAUUUUUAUGAAAUACGAAGCUUUCAAACUUGAAUAACGUAGUUUAAAGAAAAACAAAAGGUAAGUGAAUCUAAUAAAACAUGCCAAAGAAAUGGAGUCUACUGUUUAAAAGAAACUAUUUGAUUUUUACGAUAUAACUUAUAGAUUUACGCAUUUACAUAUUUUUUGUUUAUGUACUAUAUAUUAUAUACUACACAUGUAAAUACAUCCAGUUGUAUAAUCAUAAAAGUUAUAGAGUAAUCCUUUUGCUCUUAGAAGCAGGAAUGUAGAAAUGUAUCAACUUAAUGUAUUCAGGAGCUCACAAAGUAAAUCAUACUUUAAUGUGUGAAAAAAUCAUAAUCCGAAGCCAAAUUAUGAUGUUACAUAAUAUAUCAAGGGAAUAAUUUUAUAGGCAACCCUUGUUUUCCAAAAAGAUUGUGUCAAUUAUGGAGUCACAUGCGCGAAUUGGUGAACAACUAUCCGCAUAUAAAAUCUAAUUUUCAAAUGAAACUUAGCAAAUUCUAUAUAGAGCUAAAAACAAGUUUCUACAGAUAUUUAUUUAAAAACAAAUAUCUACAACCAAUAUUUAAAAGAAUGCCUCGAUCUAUAUUAUUGUCUCUAAGUGAGACAAGAAACCUUACAUUGAUAAGAAUUUAUACACAUCAAUGCACGCAUGUAUUAAAUUAUUUGAUAGAGAUAAUGAAAACUGAGACAUCCGACUAAAAAAAAAAAAACUGAGACAUCCAUACAAUACAUCGCUCUGUCUGUCUCUCUAUAAAAAUACUUCAAUAUUUUCUCUCUUUUAUGAAUUAAAGGGUUGAACCUUUACUUUUUCUUCUCCCCUCACUGUCGAUCGAUCUUGUCUUUCAGCUAAAUAUAAAUCUAAAAAUGGAAGACCACCAUACUCAGUACGGUAUACCGGAACUCCGGCAGCUCAUGAAAGGCGAAGGGAGGACGACUACGACGGCAUCACCCUCCACUUCUCAUUUUCCUUCUGAUUUUUUGGGCUUCAACCUCGCCCCGGCUGCGCCGCCGCCGCCGCAACACCACCGUGUACAUCAGUUCAAUACUGACCCGGAGAUGUGUUUCUUGCCACACGGCAUACACGGGUUGGGUGGGGGUUCUUCGACCGCUGGAAAUAACAGUAACUUAAACAUAAGCACUAGUGGUGGGGGAGUUAGAUUUAGUGGUUUUCUCGACGGAGGAGGUCUCGGCGGAAGUGGAGGAACGGGACGGUGGCCGAGACAAGAAACCCUAACUCUGCUGGAGAUUAGAUCUCGUCUUGAUCAUAAGUUCAAAGAAGCUAAUCAAAAGGGACCUUUCUGGGAUGAAGUUUCUAGGAUUAUGUCUGAGGAAUAUGGAUACCAAAGGAGUGGGAAGAAAUGCAGAGAGAAGUUUGAGAAUCUUUACAAAUACUAUAAGAAGACUAAAGAAGGCAAAGCCGGAAGACAAGACGGUAAACACUAUAGAUUUUUCCGGCAGCUUGAGGCGCUCUACGGUGAUUCCAACAACUUGGUUUCAUUUCCCAAUCAUAACACACAGUUCAUGAGCAGUGCUCUUCAUGGUUUCCACACUCAAAACGCUAUGAACAUUCCUACAACAACGUCUAACAUUCAUGAGGUAGAUAGUAGUGUUCAUGGUUUCUUACAUCAUCAAAGCCUAAGUAUUUCUAACAACAACAAUUCCUCGGAGCUGGAACUGAUGACUUCGUCUUCUGACGGGAAUGAUUCUGAUAGUAGAAGGAAAAAGAAGAGUUGGAAAGCUAAAAUCAAGGAGUUCAUUGAUGUGAACAUGAAGAGGUUGAUAGAGAGACAAGAUAUUUGGCUCGAGAAGCUGACAAAGGUUAUUGAAGACAAAGAGGAACAAAGGAUGAUGAAAGAAGAGGAAUGGAGAAAGAGUGAAGCUGCGAGGGUUGAGCAAGUGCAUUUGUUUUGGGCUAAAGAGAGGGAGAGGAUGGAAGCUAGGGAUGUGGCGGUUCUUGAGGCAUUGCAGUACUUGGCCGGAAAGACGUUGAUAAAACCGUCAUGUUCGUCCCCGGAAGAGAGGAUUAAUGGUAAUAAUGAGAUCCAAAACAAUAGUGAGAAUGUGUCUGUUGAAGGAAGUGGUAGCUGCUGGAAUGAGCAAGAGAUCAUAAAGCUUAUGGAGAUAAGAACUAGCAUGGACACGGUGUUUCAAGAGAUAUUGGGAGAAUGCUCCGAUGAAUUUCUAUGGGAGGAAGUCUCAGCGAAAUUGAUUCAGUUAGGGUUUGAUCACAAAAGUGCCUUAUUGUGCAAGGAAAAGUGGGAAUGUAUAAGCAAUGGAAUGAGGAAAGAAAAGAAGCAAAUAAACAAGAGAAGGAAGGAGAAUUCGUCGAGCUGCGGCGUGUACUACCCAAAAACCGAGGAAAAUUCGAUCUACAUCAUUCAAGAAAGUGGAUGUAAUGAUAAUGAUAAGCAUCAUCAGAUGAUUGAACAAGGCAAUGUAGGUUCUUCAACAUCAAACGCAGCUGCUGGAGAUUUGAGAGGCGCAAUGGCUGCUAGUACAAACUGCUUCCCGUUCGUCAUGGGAGAUGGAGAUCAGAAUUUGUGGGAGAGUUAUAGUUUGAGGCUAAGUAAAGGAGAGAAUCAGUGAGUGUAUUUUCGAUGGAAUUAUGUUAAAAAAUAAUAUUAGGGCAGAAGGAUUUAUGAUGCCUUUUCUUUUUAGUUUAGUUUGGUUGCUCUUCAAGACUAGCAAGGAUAUUUAGAAGAAAAAAAUCAAACUUGUUUAUCCC